AAUUUCGUAGAUGUACUGUUAUUCGUAUGAGCACGGCAUUCUCGCAGUUGGCGGAUCAGUCAGAAUAACUGAAAAUUUAAAAUGGAGAAGUUGAGAGCUACACGUCAUUGGCUCCGGCGAUCAUCGAGAUCGCUGCUUGAUCGUCGGUCGGAGCUGAAUUCUGAGAAAUCGCUUCACCGCUCCGUUCUUGCGCAAUCAUUUUCUGGAUACCAGAAACGGAUUCUUCCGGUAUGUUUACAUCCUUUGAGAGAUUACAGAGGUCUCGCCGAAACAAAUGCGAUUCGGUCCAGAUGUUUUGGCUCUGUGGCUGAGCUGGUUCAGAGAAGCCCUUCCUUUUCUACGUUGAAUUCUGAUGACAUUAGCUAUUUUAAAGACAUUCUAGGGGAGAAGAAUGUCAUCCAGGAUGAGGAUACACUUGAAUUUGCAAAUACGGAUUGGAUGCGGAAGUAUAAGGGCUCAAGUAAGCUUCUGCUUCAACCUCGGAGCACUGAGGAGGUCUCACAGAUUCUUAAAUACUGCAAUUCAAGGCGUUUGGCUGCUGUUCCUCAGGGAGGAAAUACUGGUCUUGUUGGUGGAAGUGUGCCGGUUUUUGAUGAGGUGAUCAUCAAUUUUGGUUCAAUGAAUAAAAUCAUAGCUUUUGACAAGAUCAGUGGUAUUUUGGUAUGUGAAGCAGGAUGCAUAUUGGAAAAUCUUACUUCUUUUCUGGACAAUGAAGGAUUUAUUAUGCCACUGGACUUAGGUGCGAAAGGUAGCUGCCAGAUUGGUGGAAAUGUUUCAACCAAUGCUGGUGGUUUGCGUCUUGCUCGUUACGGUUCACUUCAUGGGAAUGUACUUGGUCUGGAAGCUGUUUUAGCAAAUGGGGAUGUGCUUGAUAUGCUAGGCACUUUACGUAAAGAUAACACUGGAUAUGACUUAAAGCAUUUGUUUAUAGGAAGUGAAGGAUCCCUGGGAAUUGUAACUAAAAUUUCUAUACUUACUCCUCCCAAGCUAUCUUCAGUAAAUUUAGCUUUUCUUGCAUGCAAAGAUUAUUUUUGCUGCCAGAAACUCUUACAGGAGGCAAAAUGGAAACUUGGGGAGAUUCUGUCUGCUUUUGAAUUUUUGGAUAUUGAAGCAAUGGAUUUAGUUCUAAAUCAUUUAGAGGGAGCUCGGAAUCCAUUGCCUGCUUCAAUGCACAACUUUUAUGUUCUGAUUGAGACAACAGGCAGUGAUGAAUCUUCUGACAGGGAGAAACUUGAGGCCUUCUUACUAAGCUCAAUGGAAGGUGGUUUAAUUUCUGAUGGUGUAGUUGCACAAGAUAUUAACCAAACAUCCUCAUUUUGGCGUAUACGUGAGGGUGUGGCAGAAGCAUUGAUGAAAGCAGGGGCUGUAUACAAAUAUGAUUUAUCAAUACCGGUUGAAAAGAUGUACAAUCUUGUGGAGGACAUGCGAGCAAGACUUGGUAAUUUGGCCAAAGUAGUUGCAUUUGGGCACCUUGGGGAUGGAAAUUUACAUCUUAAUAUUUCAUCUCCAAAUUAUGAUGAUAUGAUUUUGGCACAAAUUGAACCCUAUGUCUAUGAAUGGAUAUCUAAGCACCGUGGGAGCAUUAGUGCAGAGCAUGGCCUGGGACUGAUGAAAGCUAAUAAGAUCUUUUACAGCAAAUCAUCUGAAACAGUGCAAUUAAUGACUUCCAUCAAAAAGUUGCUUGACCCCAAUGGCAUACUCAACCCAUACAAAGUUCUUCCACAUUCACACAAUCCAUAAAUCUGAGAGUAUGUCUAGGGAGGAUGGCAAUUAUUGAUGCAAGCUAAGCUGUGGAAAUGAGGGCCUACUAGUUUGAUUAGAGGAAUAUUGGAUUUGGCAAAUAAAGAUCAUCGUUUUUGAUGCUGUGCAGGAAUUUGGUGUAAUUAAAAAUCAGAAUACGAUAAUAAUGUAGGGAGCAGGUGUCUGCUAAUUUGAACAUGGUGAAACUGCUACAUCUAGAUCUUACUUUUUAAGUUUUUUCUUUGUGAUGGAAAAAAAGGCAUUGUCUGUAUGAUGAACUUGCUGCUUUUCUUUACCACUCGACUUAGACGAAAUGAAGGUAGAUUUGUUUU
Molecule: messenger RNA, 2072 nt
Organism: Rubroshorea leprosula
Lineage: Eukaryota; Viridiplantae; Streptophyta; Magnoliopsida; Malvales; Dipterocarpaceae
Source: the annotation of a GenBank genome assembly